GCAUUGCACUUUUUUUCCUUUCAGGAACGUGUUCGGGCCCGCGGCAGGGGGCGGGGUCGCGCCUCCGCCUCGGCUCUGGUUCCAGCCGAGCCUCACCGACGCCGAGAUGGAAAUCCCGAGGCUGCUCCCGGCUCGCGGGACACCGCAGGGCGCCGGUGGCGGCGGCUGCCCGGCGGGUGGCGGCGGGGUGCACCGAGCCCCGGCCUCUCUGGCUUGUCAGGCCCCCACGCGCCGCCUCCUACUGCUCCGGGGGGCCCAAGAUGGCGGGCCGGGGCCGCGGAGCGCAGAGGCCCAGAGGGCCUCCCGGGGCCUGGGCCCGAGCCUGAACCGGUUGGCGCCGAGGCCCGAUCACCGGAGCAGCGGCGGCGGCAGAGGCGGCGGCGCUGGCGGAGGAGGAGGAGGCAGCGGCGGCGGCGGUGGCGGCGGCGGCGGCGGCGGCGGCGGCGGCGGCGGCGGCGGCAGCAGAGGCGGCAGCGACGACUUCUUCCUGUUGCUGCUUGACCCGGUGGGUGGCGAUGUAGAAACCGUGGGCACGGAGCAGGCCGGAGCGCCCGUGCGGAGGGAGGAGGCCGGGGCAGGCCCGAGGCCCGAGCGGCGCCAGAGCGCCGGGCCCCCAGCGGGCCGUCCCGAGCCGGGUCCCCGCUGUCUGUCUGCGGUCCCGGCCGCGUCCCCGCUUCCCGCGGCCGGCCCGGGCCCAGCGGCGGCGGCGGCGGCGGCGGCGGCGGCGGCCUUCGCGGGCACCAUCACCAUCCACAACCAGGACUUGCUGCUGCGCUUCGAGAACGGCGUCCUCACCCUGACCACGCCCCCGCUGCCCGCCUGGGAGCCGGGGGUCGCGCCGUUCCCGCAGCCUCAGCCGCCGCCGCAGCCGGGGGCGCUGAUCGCCCCGCAGGCCGCCGCCGCCGGGUUUCCGCCCGCCGCUGCCGCCGCCGCCGCCGCCGCCGCCGCCGGGGCGCAGCUGGGCGACUGCCCCGAGCUGCCGCCGGACCUCCUGCUGGCGGAGCCGGCGGAACCCGCGGCCUGCCCGGCGCCCCCGGAGGAGGAGGCCGAGGCCCCGGCCGCCGCCGCCGCGCAGAGCCCCCGCGGGCCCGCGGGCCCGGGCCCGGGCCCGGGCGUGGUGCUGUACCUGUGCCCGGAGGCGCAGUGCGGCCAGACCUUCGCCAAGAAGCACCAGCUGAAGGUGCACCUGCUGACGCACAGCAGCAGCCAGGGCCAGCGGCCCUUCAAGUGCCCGCUCAGCGGCUGCGGCUGGACCUUCACCACCUCCUACAAGCUCAAGCGGCACCUGCAGUCGCACGACAAGCUGCGGCCAUUCGGCUGCCCGGUGCAGGGCUGCGGCAAGAGCUUCACCACCGUCUACAACCUCAAGGCGCACAUGAAGGGGCACGAGCAGGAGAACUCCUUCAAAUGCGAGGUGUGCGAGGAGAGCUUCCCCACGCAGGCCAAGCUCAGCACCCACCAGCGCAGCCACUUCGAGCCCGAGAGGCCCUACCAGUGCGCGUUUUCGGGCUGCAAGAAGACCUUCAUCACGGUGAGCGCCCUGUUCUCGCACAACCGCGCCCAUUUCAGGGAACAGGAACUCUUCGCCUGCUCCUUCCCUGGCUGCAGCAAGCAGUACGACAAGGCCUGCAGGCUCAAGAUCCACCUGCGCAGCCACACCGGGGAGAGACCCUUCCUGUGUGACUUCGACGGCUGCGGCUGGAACUUCACCAGCAUGUCCAAGCUCUUAAGGCACAAGCGGAAGCACGAGGACGACCGCAGGUUCACCUGUCCCGUCGAGGGCUGCGGCAAGUCCUUCACCAGGGCCGAGCACCUGAAAGGCCACAGCAUAACCCACCUGGGCACCAAGCCCUUCGUGUGCCCCGUGGAGGGCUGCUGUGCCCGCUUCUCGGCUCGCAGCAGCCUCUACAUCCACUCCAAGAAGCACUUGCAGGACGUGGGUGCGUGGAAGAGCCGCUGCCCGGUCCCCACCUGUAACAAGCUCUUCACGUCCAAGCACAGCAUGAAGACCCACAUGACCAAAAGGCACAACCUCAGCCAGGACCUCCUGGCCCAGCUAGAAGCUGCCAACUCUCUCACGCCCAGCAGUGAGCUCACCAGCCCGGGGCAGAGCGAUCUCAGUGGGGCCGAGCUCGUGUCUCUGUUCUCGGAUGUGCCUGGCCACGGUUCCGCCGCGGUGCUGGACACGGCCUUGGUCAACUCUGGCAUCUUGACUAUUGAUGUGGCCUCUGUGAACUCGAGCCUCGCGGGAAGUCUCCCUGCGGAUAAUAACAGCAACAACCAUUCCUUGGGGCAAGCGGCCGAGCCUCGGGCCUUGAGGGGGGCCCCCAGUGACCUCCCCCAGAGUCUGGAUACCUCUCUCUUCUUCGGAACCUCGGUGGCUGGCUACCAGCACAGCCCCUUGGACAUGGACGAUGUCUCCGCCGGGAACGUGGGGCUCUUUGGCUCCUUGGCCCUGAAAAACUCAAGCCUGGAGCCGCAGGCUUUGACACCCAGCAAUAAGUUGACUGUGGACACGGAAGCUCUGACCCCCUCCAGCACCCUCUGUGAAAACAGUGUCUCCGAGCUACUGACCCCAGCCAAAGCCGAGUGGAACGUGCACCCCGAAUCUGACUUCUUUGGACACGAGGAAGAAACCCAGUUCGGAUUCUCCCACCCAACAGGAAGCCAUGGGUCUCAGAAAGACACAGAUCUUAUCACGGUGACUGGCACCCCGUUUUUGGUAUGAACCGACUCUGCCUGUUCCCUGCCUGCCCUGUGGCUCACUUUGUUGUUGUUGUUGAUGUUGUUGUUUUUAUCACACUCAAAUGUGAGAAUGUUCUGGAAGGAGCGCUUGCUUGCCUGCAGUUGUUUCUUGCUGCCUUGCAAAGGAACGCAUCUGUGGAUUACCAAUUUAGGGAUUUCAGUUCUCAUCUUGAGUCUGGGACUGAUAAGUUCUCUGACUGUGAGCAAGUCUCUUAACCGAGCUGAGCCUUAAUUUUUUCUUUUUACUUAUAAAGGACAUGGUUUAGGUUAGAUUGCUUUUGUCAUCUUUUCAGCUUUCUGGAGUCUGUAUUAUUGGUUUAUUUUUCCUUCAUUUUUAUUGGGGGCACCCCAAACAAUGAUAUGUUCUUCUUUUGUAUAUAAACUUAAAUUAAACUAUAUAAUAAUGAAUAUAUACUUUGCACUUGCCUUCAUCAGUUUAAAUCCACAAGCCAUCUUAGUUGUCUUUAUUGUCCUCCCUUAUUUAGUGUUAUUUUUAAAGGUGUACCCGAUAUUAGCUUAUUCAUAAAUAUUUAGUACAUAUCUUUACAUUGAGUCCUCUUGAAACAGUUUAUUUUAACAAUUUGUUUAUAUCAGUUAAAUUUCAUGUUUUAAACUUUAUAUUGUUACAAAAUGGUAACUGGUUUAGUAUUCAAUGUUUUGCAAUAUAUUUUAAUCUAUGUUCCAUUUCCGUGUUUUUCUUAAGAAUUUAUUCAUUGAAAAUAAUUACUAUGCAUGUAGAAUCUGCCACAUUCCUUCCAAAUUUUGCUGAUUGUGUCCUUAUGUUCACUUGAUUUCUUUAAUUUCGUUGUUAAUGUCUUGGUCAAACUUAAAUAUUACUUUUGCAUUCAUGUUCUAUAGCAUUCCCUAUCUUCGUUUAUUAACUUAGAACAUCUGGCUUUCUGUUUUUGUGAUGCUAAGAGCCUUCACUGAUCAGUACAUUUGUUUGUGGUUACUUUUUCCUCUGCUAUAUGGAAUUGUUCUCCUACAAUCACUAACACUUAGGGGAGGAGGAGAUGUUUACAGCACUCCAGCAAGUUUAAUAUAAAUAUCAUUCAGUGCCAGAAUGUUUUCUUAAAUGAUGUUAAAACUAACAAGACAAAAUAGGAAAGAGAACUGUGUUUGCUGUUGUUAUUGUUGACAUUUCUGACAUCCUUUGCUGGUGUUAGGGAGGCUGUAUUGUAGAAUUGCCAUUCAGGACUUUGAUAUGAGAGAAACUCAGGGUCCAGUUUGUGCUCUGUGGUGUUGGAGAGGUUGUGUUAAACAUACUCAUCUCACUAAACCUCAGUUUCCUGUUUACUGAUUAAUGUGUGUGCACACGACUAACAUUCCUUAGACUUUUUUUUCUCAUACAAUUUUCAACACAUAAGUAAAAGUAUAUAUUUCAGCACAUUUUAAUGAUUUCAUAUGCUAUUUUUACAUACUCAGUUUUCUUGUUGUUAGGGAAAAAUAAGGAUAAUUCAGCCAUAUUGGUAUUCAGUCAAUAAAGUGUUGUGAGUUUAUAGUGAAACAGGAAAGGGUCUCUUUAUUCCUUACCCUAAAUAAUUUUCUCUCCAAUUGUGAGAAAAAUCAGAAGUGGGAACACUGUUCAUGUGCUUAUCUACAUAACUCUCCAUUUGAUCAGUCUGUCAGCAUCCUUGUUCUGUUUCGAACAUCGGCCUUCUUUCUCUGUGACUGUGGAGUCUUUGAUUCUUUCAAAAUAUGAUAAAGGUGCAGAGGGCGAUGAUAUCCUUUGUGAUCUGAAGAAAACAUUGUUUAUGGUUUUCCAGAACUGAAAGAAAUUGAAAGAUUGAAUGUCAAUAUUGUGUAAACUCUUGUACAGAGAGUAUAUCAUUUUUAGUUUGUUGAAUGUUUUCAUAACUCACAUCUUUUAUUUUUGUUCAGAGCAACCCUGUGAGGUAGUUUUAGCGAAUCUGUGCAUGUUUCAUAUUAUAGUUUAGCCAGCUCACAUUCCAGCUGGUUUUGACUAUGAGUGACAACUCUAUAUAUAGCUUCACAAAAGAAGAAGAUAAUUUUUUCACCUCUCCUGUCUGCAACUUUUAAGGUUCAUUCUCUUCUAUCAUAACUGGUUGCUUUGUUCCAGCGUAGUUGGUUUCUGUUAGCCUCUGCUUACUAUUUCUACAGUCCAGUUCCUGGCCUAUGCAUUCCAGUCCUUGUAUACCUUUCAUUUUCUGUUUGCUUAAUGGCUAGAUAUUUUUCCUGUGACUAUCCCUUCAACAUUUUUUCUCAUGGCACAUUUUCUUCCAGUGCUAGCAUUUACUGAGCAUAUACUAUAGCUCUGUGUGUACAGUGAGAAGCUAUUUUCUGAGCUUAAAUAAUACUGUAUGUAUAUAUGAUUCAAGGCAUAAAUUAGAUUAUUUUUUAUGCUGUUCAGUUGAGAAGUGACUUUGUGUUUCUUUAUUUCUAUUUACAAAGGUUUUGCAGGGAGUUCUGCUAAUACUUUCUUAUUUGUUCUAGUGUUCUAGUCCAGUAGCAUUUGCAUGUAGAUGUCUAUGGAUGACAAACUUUGGAAAUGCACUAAAAAUUUGCCACUAUGAAAUCUUUCUUUGUUGUAUGUAUGUUGGUAUUUAUACACACCCACAGAUACUCGCAAAUAUUUUAAAAAUGGUUGUACUCAUUUAGUGAAAAUGAAAAGUAGACAUACUUUUAUAAAUCAGAGAAAUGCUUAGAAUUUUAUUUUGUCUACUCAUUUGACAGUUUUCCAUGUUUGUGUUGAAACUAUUUGUAUUCAUAAGAUAUAUUUCAAAAGUGUUAUUCAUUUGAAAGUUCCUAAAUAGACCACUAUUUUUUUGUGUGUGUUUGGCAAAUAAGUCUGUCAAGGAUGAGCUAAAUACACAAGUCAUACAAAUAAAGUAAAUUUAUAAACGUUAAGAUAAA
Molecule: messenger RNA, 5619 nt
Organism: Mus musculus (house mouse)
Lineage: Eukaryota; Metazoa; Chordata; Mammalia; Rodentia; Muridae
Gene: Zxdb
Product: zinc finger, X-linked, duplicated B
Exons: 1
Coding region: 107-2728 (873 amino acids)
Cellular component (GO): nucleus
Molecular function (GO): transcription coactivator activity; C2H2 zinc finger domain binding
Source: RefSeq, marked validated